AUGGGAAAAAAAGUCGUAUCUAGAUUUGACCCAAAUUCUAAAGAUGCAUUGGUGUUAUACACACCACCAGAUUCCCAGCUGGAUGAUAAAGGUAAUAAAGUGGUCCAUGUCAUUGUUGAUCCACAUAUUUCACAACAUUUAAGACCGCAUCAAAGAAGAGGUGUCAAGUUUCUUUACGACUGCGUUACAGGGACAAAUAAUGAAGAGGGUUAUACUGGUGCAAUUCUAGCAGAUCAAAUGGGUUUGGGUAAAACUCUACAAACAUUGGCAUUGGUUUGGACUUUGCUAAAACAGAGCCCAACAGGUAAAUCAACAAUUAAGAAAGCAAUUAUUGUAACACCAUCUACAUUGGUCAAUAACUGGAAGAAAGAAAUUCAAAAGUGGUUUGGGUUAGAUCGAUUAAUUGCAACUACAUUAACAGAUUCUCUCAGUAAAGAAACUAAAACAAAUCUUGACAAUUUCAAUACAUCCAUCAAGCCAGUUUUAAUUAUUUCUUAUGAACAAUGCCGUAUUUUCUCUAAAAUUUUAGAAACAAUGUCAUGUGGCUUAUUGGUUUGUGAUGAAGCUCAUCGUUUAAAGAAUUCUAAUUCUAAGACUACACAAGCAAUCAAUAGCGUCAAGGCAGAAAGAAAAAUUUUAUUAACUGGUACACCUAUUCAAAAUGAUUUAGUUGAAUUUUAUUCGAUGGUCGAUUUCUGUAAUCCAGGCUCAUUAGGUUCAUUAGCAAGUUUUAAAAAGAAUUUUAUUAACCCGAUCAACAAGUCAAGAGAAUCAACUGGUAAUCCCAAAGAUAUUGAAAAUGGUACUAAAAAGUCAAUCGAGUUAUCAAAGCUUACGAAAUCAUUUAUUUUAAGAAGAAAGUCAAACAUUUUAGAAAAAUAUUUACCACCUAAACGAGUUCAAGUUGUGUUUUGUCGUUUAUCUCCACUACAACAAGAUUUAUACAAGAGUGUAUUGAAUUCAAAUAGCGUACAAUCACUUAUUAAUGGAAAAGAAAGCCCAGCAUCAUCUUUAUCUACAAUUACUUUAUUAAAGAAAUUAUGCAACUCACCAUCAUUAUUACAGGAUACCAGCGACCAAGAGUUACAGUCCAUUUUUAAACAAUACUCUUAUAAUAUGGAAUCUAUGGAAAAUGAAGCCGGUAAAUUAUUAUUUGUUGAAUCUUUAAUUAAACAAUUAAAAUCUGUCGGUGAAAAGUUGGUUUUGGUUUCAAAUUAUACACAAACUUUGGAUGUUUUUGAAAGGUUAUGUAAAAAGUUAUCAACAGAUUUCCUAAGAUUGGAUGGUUCGGUUAGUUCUGAUACUAGACAAUCUUUAGUCGAUAAAUUUAAUGACCAAUCAAAUAAAAAAUACCAAAUAUUCUUAUUAUCAGCAAAAGCAGGAGGUGUUGGAAUUAAUUUAAUUGGUGGUAAUCAUCUUGUACUUUAUGACCCAGAUUGGAACCCAGCAAUUGACAUUCAAGCUAUGGAAAGAGUAUGGCGUGAAGGUCAAAACAAACCAGUUUUUAUAUAUAGGCUUUUUUCAACUGGUACAAUCGAAGAAAAGAUUUAUCAAAGACAACUAAUGAAGGAAUCAAUUUCAAAUUCAAUUGUAGAUAAAAAGUUUAAUGAUAAUGGUGGUGGUUUCUCAUUAGAGGACUUAAAGGAUAUUUUUUCAUAUAAUCAAAAUACAUAUUCAGAUACACAUGAUUUAUUACAAUGUGGAUGUGGAUCUGGUAUCGCCAGUGUUAGUAAUGGAAAUAGCAAGAAAAUACAAAUAUUCAAAACCAUACAACAUUUAGAUAAAUGGGAUCAUUACGAAGAUAUAGCAUCACUAAAAUCAUACAGCCAGCUUGAAACCCCAUUAAAAAAAAUCAAAUUAAAUCAAGAAACAUUGGUAUCAUUCUUAUUCAUAUCCAAAGCCUCAAAACCCUUAUCAGAUUUCGAAGAAGAGGAGGAAGAAAGAGAUGAUAUUUCAUUUUUAGAAUUAGAAAAUAAUAUAGACGAUGACGAAGAACAAAGAGUAGAGGAAGAGGAAAAUGCAGAGCAAGAAAAACCAAUCAAAACACAGAAAAGACAAUCGAAAAAAGAUACUAUCGAAAGUGAUCAUGAAAAAGAUGAUGAUGAAGAAUCUGAAAUGGUACAAUCAAACAAAAGAAAGAAACUGAAACCAACUAUUUUAGAUGACGACAAUUUAUCAGAUUUGGAUAUGAAUUAA
Messenger RNA from Dictyostelium purpureum, 2196 nucleotides. RefSeq lists its product as uncharacterized. Lineage: Eukaryota; Evosea; Eumycetozoa; Dictyosteliales; Dictyosteliaceae. The coding region runs from base 1 to 2196 and encodes 731 amino acids. Gene Ontology annotation, molecular function: ATP-dependent chromatin remodeler activity; ATP binding; DNA translocase activity. Gene Ontology annotation, cellular component: nucleus. The record is from RefSeq and is a predicted model, not a curated record. Gene Ontology annotation, biological process: reciprocal meiotic recombination; double-strand break repair via homologous recombination. The transcript has 2 exons.